This is a messenger RNA of Cladocopium goreaui, 1955 nucleotides long. Lineage: Eukaryota; Dinophyceae; Suessiales; Symbiodiniaceae. The record is from the annotation of a GenBank genome assembly.
CCCGCAGGGCUGCCGCCAUGGCAAUCGACCACCACGCGUCCUCCGUGUGACCACGCGUGCGAUGGACUUUGUCCGAAAGGUCUUGGACUGCCAGGGAGAUGACUGGCAUCAGUUGCGGUCCUUGACGCAGCAGUAUCUGAAGCAAGCAGGCACAGCAACGAGGCCUCCGCAGCAGAUCAGUUCCUUGACGCGACGACUGCUGAAAGUCUGGACGCCCUUGGCGUUGCUCCGACAGAGGCAGGCGCUCUCUUCCCGAUUAGCCUUGACAGCACUUGCAGAGGAACUGGAUGAUGAUUUUUGCAUCUAUGGCAUCAUGACAGCCCAUUUCUGGCGUUGCUUCGAUCAAGAUCUCAGCAGCCCGUCCUGGGUCGAACAAUGCCUGCAGCGCUUGACCAGAGGGCCGCUGCUGAACAUGGACACCAGAGAAGAUUGGGGGCCUCUGGAGUUUUCACAGAGUUCCAGUUGGCCUUUGCAUCUACUGGACCUUCGUUUGGUCCAGGAUCAGUGGCAACUCUGCCGUCUCCAGGGGCUCUCCUUCGAGGCCUGUCCCAGUCCCUCAGUGCCCGCGCUGCGGCACACGCUGCGGAUGGCUGCUGCACGGCCGGCGGAGCCUUCGAAGCCUUCGGAGGCGGUGCGGCAACAGCUGGUGGCGCAGGGGCAGCAGGUGCAGCUGGCGAUGAAGGAGGUGCAGCUGGUUCUGAUUGGCUCCCACAUGGGAAGCAACAUGGAGCCUCUCUCCAUGGUAGAGGCCUGCUUCGGACAACAGGGUGUCGUCCUAAAGACCACUGUCUUGGGGACGACCUAUCCCUUUCCUGAAAUUAUGUGCGAAUCCUUUGGGCACUGUGCAACAAACUCCUUCAUCGAUGAUGCAGUUCGCUUGCUCGUACAGCAGAUGUACCGCCCCUCAUGGGAACCGGUGCAUUUGUUGAAUCUCUUGACGCAGGGACUAGAGGAUCCAGCCCUGCGGAAUGCCGAGCUUUUCGUUUGUGCCCAGCCCAUGGCACUCUGUUCCUUCCUACGGAGUCUGGUGGAUCAACCCAUGCUGCUCUAUCAGGCCUUCCCUUUGGUUGGUGCAACGCCAGUUGCGUUCCGUCAUUUGCUCCUGGUGCAGCUCAGUGAAGUCCAGAAGUCCAAUCCGCAUCGCUCCGUGCUGGUGGCAUACUCCGAAUUCUUGGCACGGCAGGUGCAGCGGCAGACGAACCAACGUCCCUUGUGCUUGCGGCCUCACUCCCUCUAUGCCUACCGCGACGGCGGCCGCUACCUGCCAGACACAGCGCAUCCCCGGAUCCUGCUGGGGCGCAUGGCCGGAUGGGCGCGGAACAGCGCUGGAGCGUUUGUACGGCUGGUGGAAGCUUUCGCAGAAGACAUGCUGCGUCCUGGGCCCUUGCGCCUGGUCUUUCUGGGUCUCAACCGUCCCAGCAGUGACACCGUGGCCGGCCUCAGUCGACCCUUCGGGUACCACGAGCUUCGGCGCUUCCGUGGGGCAGUGUACUUUCCCUGGGACAUGGGUAUGCUGCUCUUUAGUGAAUUGUACUCCAUCGGUGUGCCCCUCUUCCUCCCCGACCGUGCAUGGAUCUCCUCCAUCAUCAAGCGAAUGUUGGAGUACACCGACUUCGGCUGGUGGCAAGCGCGGGCGGAAGGUUCCGCCGUGUCUCUGGCGCCUGAUUCUGGACGGCUGUGGCCUUGGUUUUCCGAGAACUCCACGAUGCAAGAAAUUUUGGAGUUAUACGACUUGACCGACUUUGUUCGAUGGCCCUACGUGACCAGCUUCGGAAGCUUGUCGCAGCUCAUGGAGGCCUUGAGCCAGGCUGACUUUGAUGCCAUCAGCACAUCGAUGCUGCGAUGGAACGAUGCAAGUUUGCCUCUGUCCAUGAGCAUCCUGUCCAAGACAUUGGCUGCGUUGCUGGGUAACCAAACUCCGCCAAUGCCAGACGAAUCCAGUUGCGUUUAGAAAA